AUGAAAUCCGCGCCCAAUUGCAAUAAGAAGUAUCUGGCAGUUUUGUUUCAGGAUGUGGACGAGUUGUUGAAGAAUGCUUCAAAUGCGAUGGAGUUUGAAGCAGUGCCGGCUGAAGCUGGGGAUAAUCUUGAAAAGAAACAGAUGAUACAAAUCCUACACUGUGUUUAUUAA
This is a messenger RNA of Paraglomus brasilianum, 171 nucleotides long. Lineage: Eukaryota; Fungi; Glomeromycota; Glomeromycetes; Paraglomerales; Paraglomeraceae. The record is from the annotation of a GenBank genome assembly.